AUGGGGAAGAAGGCGUUUUCUUGCAGAACUUGCGGGAAAGAGUUCAGUAAAAGUUGUAAUUUAAUGGAUCACAUGAAGAUCCACACUGGCGAAAGGCCGUACCUGUGCAACACCUGCGACAAAACCUUUACUAGAUUACCAGAUCUUAAACGGCACAUAACCAAGCACACGGGCGAGAAGCCCUACAUCUGCAAAACAUGUGGAAAAAAGUUCAGUAAAAGUAGUAUUUUAAUGGAUCACAUGAAGAUCCACACUGGCGAAAGGCCGUACAUGUGCAACACCUGCGGAAAAUCGUUUAGAAAAUUAUCAACAAUCGAGAAGCAUAAAAUGAUCCACAUGGGCGAGAAGCUCUAUGUCUGCAAAACAUGUGGAAAAAGUUACAGGCAAAAUUCCAGCCUGGUGAUUCACUCGAGGACCCACACCGGCGAAAGGCCAUACCUGUGCAACACCUGCGGCAAAACUUUUACUUCAUUAUCACAUCUUAAACGCCACAUAACCACGCACACGAGCCAGAAGCCUUACAUCUGCAAAACAUGUGGAAAAAGUUACACAGAACGUUCCGGCCUGCUGGUUCACUCGAGGAUCCACACUGGCGAAAAGCCGUACCUGUGCAACACCUGCGGCAACGCCUUUACUCAAUCAUCACUUCUUAAACGCCACAUAACCACGCACACGGGCGAGAAGCCCUACAUCUGCAAAACAUGUGGAAAAAGUUACAGGCUACGUUCCACCCUGGUGGUUCACUCGAGGACCCACACCGGCGAAAAGCCGUACCUGUGCAACACCUGCGGAAAAACCUUUACUGAAUCAUCAACUCUUAAACGGCACAUAACCACGCACAUGGGCGAGAAGCUAUAUUUGUGCAAGACGUGCAACAAAGGUUUUAGCUGCAGAAUUCAUUUGCUGAGUCACAUGAAAAAUCACCCGGAGGAGAAGUCUGGUGACUCGUGACAUAUGAAGUUCAUGUUGUCGUCCUCCCGGGGCAGCUGUCCACUCCUGUCUGACCCACAGAAGAAGAACCCGCAGAAGUCCAACCACCACCUCCUGUGGCUGAUGAGCCUAAUCCCCUCCCCACAAGGGUUGCAGGUUCAACCUGGAUUUAUGCUU
Molecule: messenger RNA, 1107 nt
Organism: Cololabis saira (Pacific saury)
Lineage: Eukaryota; Metazoa; Chordata; Actinopteri; Beloniformes; Belonidae
Product: histone-lysine N-methyltransferase PRDM9-like
Exons: 2
Coding region: 1-951 (316 amino acids)
Biological process (GO): regulation of transcription by RNA polymerase II
Molecular function (GO): DNA-binding transcription factor activity; RNA polymerase II cis-regulatory region sequence-specific DNA binding
Source: RefSeq, a predicted model, not a curated record